GACCAGUGCAUUCAUGUGAAUGCUACUGAAGAUCUCAUAACUGAAUUUGAUGAUAUGAUGGGGCAGACAUUGCAAUCAGCCUAUGAUAGAGUGAAUAAUUCCAUGACAGACACACGUAAUCAUCCUUAUGGCCAAGUGAAACCAACAGUUGAUGUAUAUGGAUUUGAUGACAGUUCGACCUGCUGUGUCACAUUAUGUGAAAAUGGUGCCAAGACGUACUCCAUUGUCAGCAUUUGCUACCAAGGCAGAAAACCAGAACUUAAAUGUCACUCUGGUAAAUUAGUUAAAUGCAUGCAUGUCAAUGCUAUUUUAGACCAAGAUGGAUUUGUGAGUGACAUUUCAACUAAAUUUUUAAAGGAAUUAAAUGUUUUGCCUCAAUGGAGAUCGCGGUAUGUUCCAGUAAGCGUUUCUGAAAAACCUAUACCUUUUUCAUGUUUACCAGAAGAACAGAAAACCAAUCGUCACUCUUGGAAAAAAUCUUCAAAAGAUGGGUUCAUACAUUUGGUGCCACCAGUUGAUGGUCUCUGCACAUGUGGUUGUUCUUGGAGCGAUUCAAAGAUGUGGGACACUGUGAAAAUAUUCAGUGAAAAUGACAUAUUUUCAGCUAAAGUUUACUUCAGGCCAUGUUCCAAUGAACUGUGUCAAGGCAUGAAAGAGUACGAUGGAGGAGAGGAUCAACUUCUGAACAUGGGAACUUACCUGAUCAGUCAUUCGGUAUUUUUUAAGGAACUACAUGAAACAAUUCCUUACUCAAGGGUAAAGAAGUGAUUUGGUUGCAUAUUUUACAUCAUAUCUAAGUUUGGACAAUUAAAAGUACCUAAUGAACAUUGUUAUAUGACGUCAAAACAAACCUGAAUAAGUUAAUUAUACUUAAAAGUUAACACUAAAAAAACUUUCCCUUUAGUAGUUUUGACUUCCAUAACUAAAAUAUAAUUCGCCAUCAAUUUUGUAUAUUUUUUGGGUUUACAUCGCUUAAAUUAAAAGUAAACACUUAUUUCUAGUUACA
This is a messenger RNA of Gigantopelta aegis, 1006 nucleotides long. RefSeq lists its product as uncharacterized. The transcript is spliced from 4 exons. The record is from RefSeq and is a predicted model, not a curated record. Bases 55 to 768 code for a protein of 237 amino acids. NCBI's taxonomy places the organism in Eukaryota, Metazoa, Mollusca, Gastropoda, Neomphalida, Peltospiridae.